AUGGCGAAAGAUAUGCCAGUAUACCCUGGCCUAGAGCGCUGGCGCCUUCUAUACCCGAUAGGCAAAGGGGCUUUCAGUGCUGUGUAUCGAGCUCAAGAUACUCAAACGGCACCUCAAACAUCAAACGAUGAUGUUGCGAUCAAGAUCAUGCGAAAGAGUGACAUGACUUCACAACAGAAUUCUAUCAUGUGCAAGGAAAUUGAAACAAUGCGCAAAAUGAACCACCCCAACUUGAUCCGAUUAAUAGACACAAUCGAUACAAGCCGGUACUGCUACAUAAUUAUGGAACUCUGCACUGGAGGAGAAUUAUUCAACCAAGUGAUCAAGUUGACUUAUCUAAGCGAAGAUCUCAGUCGGCAUGUUAUUCUCCAAGUUGCGCGGGCCGUGGAAUACCUACAUCAGACAUUAGGAAUACCAAGCAAGGUUCCCAAGAAAACACAUCCAGGCGAGGAGAACAAACGCGAUGAGGGUGACUUUGUGCCUGGUAUCGGCUCCGGUGGUAUAGGAGCAGUCAAACUUGCCGACUUUGGAUUCUCUAAGAUGAUCCUAGGUAAUUUGACUGCGACUCCAUGCGGUACGAUGGGAUACGCUGCGCCAGAGAUCGUUGACGAUCAGAAAUACUCUACCGGCGUCGACAUGUGGGCCCUUGGUUGUGUUCUCUUUGCACUCUUGGCUGGUUAUCCACCUUUUUACGAUCCCAACAUCAAGCUCUUGAUGAAAAGAGUUUCAAAGGGAGAAUUUGCUUUUGAUUCUCCUUGGUGGGAUAACAUAUCCGAAGAUGCGAAAGAUCUCAUUAGAAAUCUUUUGACUGUUGAUCCUACGAAAAGGUACACCAUCAAUGAGUUCAUGGCCCAUCCGUGGAUUCGAAAAGGUUCAGAGGAGUGUUCACAACAGAAUUCAAAUCAAACUGGAGAACAGCCAAAAGAAAAGCAGCCAUCUCAUUCGGACUCUCAUCUUUCGGUAAAGGCUCGGUCAAGUAAGGUUCAAAAUACGGUCUCUGAACAAAAGCGAAAUGAAGAACUACUCAGUCCAGCACAUCUAGCCCUCCAAGGUCAGGUGGAGUGCCGCACCCCGGAUGUUAUGAAUGUGGGCGAGAUAUUUGAUGUCGCCUUUUCUGUGCACCAAAUAGAAGAAGAGCGGAGAAGACAGGAGAGGAUAUUCGGAAAGAUUUCCAGCACCAAUAGCGCCACUACGGCGAUGUCACAGCUAGCCUUGUCGGGUGCUAAAGGAGCCAAUCGUUUAUCAUUUAUGGUCGAGCCUAGCUUGCCGGAUCAAGCUUCAGGCAACACCGAGCUGAAACUAGACAAUAGCUCAUUGUUAGAAAAACGAAGAACGCGCCAACAAGGCAAAUAA
Messenger RNA from Penicillium soppii, 1353 nucleotides. RefSeq lists its product as uncharacterized. The record is from RefSeq and is a predicted model, not a curated record. Gene Ontology annotation, molecular function: protein kinase activity; ATP binding. Bases 1 to 1353 code for a protein of 450 amino acids. The transcript has 3 exons. Gene Ontology annotation, biological process: protein phosphorylation. Lineage: Eukaryota; Fungi; Ascomycota; Eurotiomycetes; Eurotiales; Aspergillaceae.